CUUGAAGCCGAAGCAGCAGCAGCCAACCAACCAACAGCAAAGCUGAGUCGAUCGUGUUCCGAGCUGGCAGGCAGUGAUUUUGAUGGACUUGGAAGUGGUGAGAAGAGAAGAAGAAAAAAGUUUUCGGUUUUGAAAAGUGCUGAGCCAAAUUGGGACCGAGUUUUUUGCGUUUUCUGGUUUAGUUUUGGCCUGGUCGGUGUUUCGGUGUGUACUUCCGGCAAGUUCCGCGUCCGAUUGCGACCCCAUCCCCCCCGGAAAGCGGGUUCCGGUUCUCUUUUUUAGUUGUUCCAAAUCGAAGAAAGCGAAAAAGUAGAAGAAGAAUCGUUUGGCGAUUGUGUGUGGAAAAACGGGGUUUCUUUUUGCGCUAGCGGACGCUUUCUUUGUGGAAAAGUUUGUUCCGGAUUUUCCGACGCUUUUCGCGGGACCGCGAGAACCGAAGCAACCCUUGGGUCCGGUCCGGGAAAGCACCUCAUCGCGGCAGAGGGAGAGAGAAAAAAAAAUCAGGAAGAAAACGAAGAAAGCAGCAGAUCCAAGCAAACAAGGAAAUUACUUCGUCGUUCCGUUUUUUUGCUCUGUGCGUGUGUGUGUGUGUGCGCGUUUGUGCGAAAAAGAAGCAAAGAAAAAACCAACAAGAUAAAGAAGAUCGAAACGAAAACAACAACAACUUGAAGCAGAAGCAGCAGUCUAGCGAAAAAAAAAAAACAAUCCGCGGCCUACUUCGGGUUCAGGACAGUGUUUGACAGUCAGUCGACGUCGCCCAGGGGGACAGUAAAUUUUGUGUUUUGUUAUUUGUUGACACCCAGGAGCCGGACAAGACGCAGCAUCCACCAAUGUCAACCGUGUCAGAUCAGCGGAUGAAAGGACAAGGAAAUCACGGUUAUGGUUAUGGCUCGCAGCAGACGACAACGACGAACAACAGCAGCAGUGGCAGUGCUUCGUUCCAGUAUCCUCCGUUCAGCGGCGUAGGAGACGCUCCGGCCUGGUCCAAUGGAACCGACAGUAUCGCUAUAAUAGGUGGAAAUGAUUACAACAACUCAUGGGGAUCGCAGCAAAUGAACCACGGUCACGCUGGUGCUGGUGCCACCGGAGGAGGAUACUCGCAAAGAAAGCCGUACGAUGACAGCAGCUAUCAACACCGGAAUCAUCAGGGAGGAGGAUAUCACCAGGGUCACGAUGGAAUUAAGAAUGUCGAACAAGGAAUGCAGGGAAUGGGCCUCGGCGGCCGAGGAGACCGCGACGUCGGCAACCAUCACGGCAACUCGUCCUCGGCCCACGGUCGCGGCGGCGGUGCCCUAUCCAAGUCAGACCAACAUCACCAGCAACAGAAGGAAGCUCCCAAAAAGAUGACCUGGGCGUCGAUCGCGUCGCAGCCGGCUAAACCGCAAGUGAACACCACGAGUACCACGGUGAAGAAGAAGGGAAUGGCCCCACCGCCGAUGGUUCCGGGCAAGCACAACAUGGACAUCGGAACGUGGGACUCCCCGUCCAAGAAUGGACCCGGGGCCGCGAUGGUCCCGACGCCGACGCCACCUCCGAUCGUACCGCCGCCGGUGAUCGAACCGUCGCCGUUGGCCGAACCUCCGGCACCGGUUAAGGGGGCGACCCCGAUGGGUGGCAAUCACCAUCCGCAGCAGCAGCAGCAGCAGCAGCACCAACAGGCGCAUCAUCAUCAGCAACAACAGCAGUAUCAGCAACAUCAUCAGCAUCAACAGCAGCAGCAACAGCAGAACAUGGGACCACCUCCGGGAGCGCAAAACACCCGUUGGCCAACGAUUGGCCAAGCGCAGAAUCCGCCUCCGGCACCAACGCAACAGCAGCAGCAGAACCAAUCCGGAGGAAUGAUGGCUCAUCCGCCGCAGCAGCCGCGUCAAGAUCAUCGUCCGUACCACCAACAACAGCAGGGUGGUCCGCAAAACAACCGAAAUAACUACUCGGGGCCGCCUCCGUCGUACCAUCAUCAGCAACAGCAACAGCAGCAGCAACCGCCUUCGAUGCAACAACAACAGCCACCGCCGCAGCAUCCUCGCCAGAGCCAGAAUCAUCACGGAGGACCACCUCCGGCGCCGGUGCAUCAUCAGCAAGCCGAACGCGGCGGAUCGUACCAACAACCGCCUCCGCAAGCACCUCUGCACCGACAGCCGCAAGCUCCACCACCCCAGCAGGAUCAACCGGACCGCGUCCGUGGAAACGGACCAAUCUAUCACGACAACCCGCCGGUUCAACCGGCACCGCAGCCGCAACAAGCGCCGUCAGUUGUGCAGCCACCACCGCCAGCACGCUCGCCGACUCCGAGCGCAGCAGUGGCCGCGGAAGUUGCUCCGGCGCCCGUCGUCAUCAACCAGCUGCAGAGCAAGAACAACUACAAUCCGCCCACGUGCGACAUGCUCGACACGGCCCACCUGGCCCGGUUCUUCGUGAUCAAGUCCUACUCGGAGGAUGACAUCCACCGCAGCAUCAAGUACGAGAUCUGGUGCUCGACCGAACACGGCAACCAGCGGCUCGAUCAGGCGUACCGCGAGCGCGAAGAAAAGGGCGGCAUGGUCUAUCUGUUCUUCUCCGUCAACGGGUCGGGCCACUUUUGCGGGAUCGCCCAAAUGAUGACGGCCGUCGACUACAACUCGAUCUCGAGCGUUUGGUCGCAGGACAAGUGGAAGGGCACCUUCAAGGUGCGCUGGAUCUACGUCAAGGACGUCCCGAACGGCCAGCUGCGUCAAGUUCGGCUGGAAAACAACGAGAACAAACCCAUCACGAACUCGCGCGACACGCAGGAGGUGCCGAACGCCAAGGGUCUGCAAGCGCUCAAGAUCAUCCACUCGUACAAGCACACGAUGUCGAUCUUUGACGACUUUAUCCACUACGAGCAGCGCCAGCUUGAGGAGGACACCAAGAAGCACGAACCGCCGGCACCGCAGUACGGCCGGGACGGUGGACGAUCGUACGGGGAUCGCGGUGGCAGCUACGGAAGCGGUGGCUACAACAAGUACAACGAUCGCGAUGGAGGUGGCGACGGGUACAACUCGCGCGGUUACGAAGCACGAAGCUACCAGAGCAGCGGCUACAACAAGGGUAGUUAUGGAGGUUACAACAACCGAGGUGGCAGCCAGUACGGUGAUCGCGACCGGGGCGGCUACCAGAGCUACGAUCGUCGCAACAACAACAACAACAGCGGAAAUGGAAGCAACAGCGGGGACGACCGGGACGGCAACAACUACUCGGACCGUCACGAUGGUGGCGGUGGCGGAGGUGGAUACCAGCGAAGCUAUGGUCGGCCCAAUCGGGACUACAACUAUGGGCGGGACGAGAACCGUGGGCGGAACGAGUUCCGCAGUGGUGACGAUGGGUACAGAUCGCGGGGACCGCCGCCGGCGGCGUCUGGAUCGGAAGUCGAGGGUGGUAAUUCGGUGGCUGCGGACAAUAAUGGCGGUGGCUAUCGGAGCGCUUCGCGUGAUCAUUAUCGGGCUGGGAACUGAGGCGGAUUGGAGAAAUAAGCUUCUCGAUGCAUCCGUCGCUUGCAGGUCACUCCAUCACCAGCAGCCGCAGCCGCAGGACUCACAGCGGCGGUCGCCAGCAACAGCGCGUCGCAUCCACUUUUAACCACAUGAACGAUUUACUAAGCAACUGCUACUACUACAACUACCAUAACUUCUAUAAAAUAUGAAUACCUAUCAUUAGUGAUGAUGCUGCAGAAAAAACAAAACAACAACAGAAAAAAAGGCAGAGUUACAAACGCUAGUUAGGCUAGAAGAGAAAAAGAAGGAAGACGAUUCAUAGGGUUAAGAUUGAAAAUCGAGACGAUUGGUAGGCAACCGCGGAAGAGAUAAAUUUUGAAAAUUUAAUAUAUAUAUAAAAUAUUUAACAUAACCGUUAAGAGUGUGCUCUUUUAACAGGCAAACACAACAAUUAUGUCUUGUUGAAAUAUUAUUGAGAAAGUAAAGUAAAGUAAAACACAGAUAUAUGCGAGAAGGUUCACCCUAAACAGAACUUCAUUUUUUACGUUAACAUAAAGUAUAAAGAAGAAAAACCUAAACAAUUGAAAGGGGAGGAAAAAAAGUGCUGCCGUUAGUUACAAUGAUGAACCUUACCCUUAAUCCAACAGACAAUUCAAAAUAUCAAUGCACCGAUUUCUACUUUUUCGUUUCUUUGUGUUUGCCAACAAAACAAGCAGCA
This is a messenger RNA of Culex quinquefasciatus (southern house mosquito), 4167 nucleotides long. It is a transcript of the gene Ythdf, whose product is annotated as YTH domain-containing family protein 1. Gene Ontology annotation, cellular component: cytoplasm. The record is from RefSeq and is a predicted model, not a curated record. NCBI's taxonomy places the organism in Eukaryota, Metazoa, Arthropoda, Insecta, Diptera, Culicidae. Gene Ontology annotation, biological process: mRNA destabilization. Gene Ontology annotation, molecular function: N6-methyladenosine-containing RNA reader activity; mRNA binding. Bases 831 to 3470 code for a protein of 879 amino acids. The transcript has 7 exons.